Messenger RNA from Spea bombifrons (plains spadefoot toad), 1206 nucleotides. It is a transcript of the gene PARVB, whose product is annotated as parvin beta. The record is from RefSeq and is a predicted model, not a curated record. Gene Ontology annotation, cellular component: focal adhesion; actin cytoskeleton; lamellipodium. The coding region runs from base 68 to 1168 and encodes 366 amino acids. Gene Ontology annotation, biological process: actin cytoskeleton organization; lamellipodium assembly; substrate adhesion-dependent cell spreading. NCBI's taxonomy places the organism in Eukaryota, Metazoa, Chordata, Amphibia, Anura, Pelobatidae. The transcript has 13 exons. Gene Ontology annotation, molecular function: actin binding.
CUAUCCUGCGCUCUCCAGCCUCUCCCUGCGCCGGUAGCCGGACUCGCUCGCUCUGCUCUCCCGGGAGAUGAUGUCGUCCACCCCGGGCAGAUCCCCGACUCUACCGCGGCCGAAGAUGCGGAAGGACGAGACUUUCCUGGGGAAGCUGGGGGGCACCCUGGUCAGGAAGAAGAAAGCCAAGGAGGUGAACGAUCUUCAGGAAGAGGGUAAAAAUGCCAUCAACGCGCCCAUGUCUCCCACCCCGAACGACCUGCACCCGGAGGACACGCUGCUCGAGGAAAACGAGGAGAGAACCAUGAUUGAUCCGGCGUCUAAAGAAGACCCGAAAUUUAAGGAACUGUUAAAGGUUCUCAUUGAUUGGAUAAACGAGGUUCUGGUGGAGGAGAGAAUCAUCGUAAAGGACUUAGAAGAAGACCUCUAUGACGGACAGGUUCUGCAGAAGCUUAUAGAGACGUUGGCCAGUUGUAAGAUGAACGUGGCCGAGGUGACGCAGUCCGAAAUUGGACAGAAGCAGAAGCUGCAGACGGUCCUGGAAGCUGUGCAUGAUCUCCUGAGACCUCAAGGGUGGCCCAUUCGAUGGAAUGUGGAUUCGAUUCACGGAAAGAACUUGGUGGCCAUUCUGCAUCUCCUGGUGUCCCUGGCUAUGCAUUUCCGGGCCCCGAUCCGGCUCCCCGAACACGUGUGCGUGCAGGUCGUGGUGGUUAAGAAACGGGAAGGACUUCUUCAGACGACUCAUGUGACCGAAGAGCUUACAACCACUACCGAGCUAAUGAUGGGGAAAUUUGAGCGGGAUGCGUUUGACACUCUGUUCGAUCACGCUCCGGAUAAGCUGAGUGUGGUGAAGAAGUCUCUGAUCACCUUUGUGAAUAAGCAUCUGAACAAGUUGAACCUGGAAGUGACGGAGCUGGAGGCUCAGUUUGCGGACGGAGUUUACUUGGUGCUUCUGAUGGGGCUGCUGGAAAAUUACUUUAUCCCUCUGCACCAUUUCUUCCUGACGCCCGAGGACUUCGAUCAGAAGGUUCAUAAUAUCUCAUUUGCCUUCGAGUUGAUGCAGGACGGGGGACUCAAGAAACCCAAAGCCCGACCCGAAGAUAUUGUUAAUCUGGAUCUGAAGUCCACCCUGAGGGUCUUAUACAACCUGUUUACAAAAUACAAGAAUGUUGACUAAGGGGCGCUCCCUGCGGACCCCGACCCAUCGCCCCGAUG